AUGUCGAUUUAUACUUAUUUUGUGCUUCUACUGGCAAGCACAAUAUUUAUUCAAGUCAAUUCGCAAGAUCCGAUAAAAAGUUAUUCUAUUCGUAAAGAUUUCUUUAAAGGAUUUAAAGCAGGUGAAUUUUCAGUGCGUGAUCCCAGUGGAAAACAUCUUUUUUAUCGUAUCGAAUCCAGCUAUGCUCUAUUGCAAAGUCUUAAGCUAAUUGCUUAUCCAUCAAAACAAGAAGUUGGUCGAUUAAAAGCUUUGAUAAAACCAUUAGUAUACAAAGCCGAAAUUUCAAUUUUUGAUCUUCAAACAAAUCAAUCGACUAAUGGAUUAAUUGAAGAAAAUUUACAAUUAUUUCGUAAUUCAUUUAAUAUUGAUUGGAAUGGUUCUCAUUUAAAAAUGGAAGGUGAUAUUGGCUCAUUUACAACGAAAUUUCUUGAUGAAAAUGGAGAAUUAUUAGCACAGUUUAGACUACAACCUAGUUCACUAUUUUGGACAAGAAAAUAUAAUAUGCAAAUAUUUUCAACAAAAUAUCCAGAACAAAUCUAUUUUUUAGGAUUAGCCGCUCGUGAUCAUAUUUCUUCUCGCAAGAGAAGUGGAUAA
This is a messenger RNA of Rotaria sp. Silwood2, 594 nucleotides long. The record is from the annotation of a GenBank genome assembly. NCBI's taxonomy places the organism in Eukaryota, Metazoa, Rotifera, Eurotatoria, Philodinida, Philodinidae.